Messenger RNA from Anolis carolinensis (green anole), 1818 nucleotides. It is a transcript of the gene spic, whose product is annotated as Spi-C transcription factor. The coding region runs from base 16 to 864 and encodes 282 amino acids. Gene Ontology annotation, biological process: cell differentiation; regulation of transcription by RNA polymerase II. The transcript has 6 exons. Lineage: Eukaryota; Metazoa; Chordata; Lepidosauria; Squamata; Anolidae. Gene Ontology annotation, cellular component: nucleus. Gene Ontology annotation, molecular function: DNA-binding transcription factor activity, RNA polymerase II-specific; sequence-specific DNA binding. The record is from RefSeq and is a predicted model, not a curated record.
AAAAUUUGCUACUUAAUGCAACCCCCUUGUCGGUUGUUGCAGCAGCAAUUCAUAUUUGCCUAUGCUGACUACAAAUCAGGUUCUGUGUGUGUUUCAAGGCAGUGUCUUCUCCUAGGCUUGAAGAGCUGGACUUUUAAAAAAAUGGAUUUUACAGAUCAAGACUUAUUAGGACAAGCGCUUGAAGAUGCCUUGGAGGUGUUACAACGAGAUUCAGAUGGUGAAUUUAAUUAUGCAGCAGAAGGCAAUGAAAAUUGUCUGACAUACCACCACCAUUCUCUCCAAGAAAAAUCAAGUUAUUUGGAAGAGCCAUCAACAGAACAACCAACACACAAUUGGAGGACUACAAUAAAGACUGAAGCAAACUUUUACCCAGAUCGCGCUGUCUACCACACCCUGCAGACUGUUCCACAAAACCGAGGGAUAUGUGCUACACCUUUACAGCAUAAGGGUGGUAAAGGCCGCAAAAAGCUGCGCCUCUUUGAAUAUCUUCACGAAUCUCUUCACAACCCAGACAUGGAAAACUGCAUCCAGUGGAUAGAUAAACCCAAUGGCAUCUUCCAGUUUGUUUCCAAAAACAAGGAGAAAUUGGCAGAACUGUGGGGGGAAUGCAAGGGAAACCGGAAGAUUAUGACUUACCAGAAAAUGGCCAGAGCACUGAGGAAUUAUGGAAAAACAGGAGAGAUCAUUAAAAUCCGAAGAAAGCUGACUUAUCAGUUUGGGGCUGUGCUUUUGCAAAAGCUUUGUCCAUCCUGCUUUCUGGGGAAAGAUGAAAUUAUUGAUCAGUAUGCUCAAGAUGACAAUGAGUAUCAGUGUGCAAAUGGUUGGUUUUCUUAUUAUUACACCUACAAGAGGGGUCAUGAAUGACAGCAGGGUAACAGCAACACCAUCCCAUUCUGUCAUGCUUCUUAAAGUUUAGCAACUUAACUCUAUUAUUCAGAGACACUAUACAUUCAUAUAGGAUUCAAAUACUCUAGUGCAUUCUGUAUCCACACUUGGAAGAAGGAACCUACAACCUCCAAAUAUUGUUGGACUUUAACUCUCCUAACCAGGAAAAGAAAUGGUGAGGGAUAAUCGGAAUUAUAGUUCAAUAAUACCUGAAGAGUCACCACAUUUAUACAGAAAUGUUGAUUCUCUAGAACUCUGAAAAUAUAUACAGACUGAUUCUCAUAACCCUUCUGGAAAAACUGGAAUGAAAAUAGAAUGUAUUUAAUAUAUGUUUUGCAGUGAGAAGGCUCCACUGAAUUCAAUGGAACAUAUUUCUCAAGAUAAAUGUAUAAGGCUAUCUUCUCCAAUCCUUUCUUACUGGGAGUAGGUCCCAUUCAUUUCAAUUAAAUUUACUUCUGAACAGAUGUGCAUAAGAUGCAAUGUGCUGCUACAAUCCCAUGCUUAGUUAAAUAGUGUACUAAAUUUUAAAAAGCUAGAGUAGAGUAUUGAGUAGAGUGAACUAGCUUUCCUUUAAGUGUAGGAUUACACUGCAAAAUUCCUGAAAAUCAAAUGAAAUUAUUAGAAUUAAGAGCAUUCUGAUUUUAGUAAUAUUGCUUUUCAUUCUAAUUAAUGCAUAUUUCCAAUUAAUAACUUUGUUGUACGCAUGCUUAUCCAGAAAUAAGGACUGUUGCAUUGAAUCCCUAGUAUUUGUGCUCAUGAUUCCUGUGUCAGUAUUAAGACCUAGGAGUAUGUUGAAGGCACAAAUGCAAAUGUUGAGACUUCUGGUCUUGUUUAUAGCUAAAAUAUAUUUACCAUGACUUAGUUUUUCAAUAAUUUUUGUGCUUAAUUGAGAUUUUAUUUUGUGUAUCAAAUAAAGUUGUGCUCUAUAUAACA